GCCCCCAGAGGUAAACCGGAAUCGAAAAAUGGCUACCUCUCCAAAUAGUACUCUGACUCCAAAAAAGAAGGAGGAGUCGUUUAUAGAUAAGUUAGGAGGAACUCUGGCCAGGAAGAAGAAAGCCAAAGAAGUGAGUGAGCUCCAGGAGGAGGGAAAACAUGCAAUUGAGUCUCCCACAAGUCCCACUGUCCCUGACAUUGGACCAGAGGGGUACACACUGGAUGAAAAUGAGGAGCGGUCAAUGAUAGAACCUCAAUCCAGAGAGGACCCCAAAGUUAAAGAACUGAUAAAGAUGUUGCUGGACUGGAUUAACGACGUUCUAGCUGAUGAUCGUAUCAUUGUGAAGGACAUCGAGGAGGAUUUGUUUGAUGGUCAGAUUCUUCAGAAGUUGAUUGAGAAGCUGGCGGGGUUAAGGGUCGAAGUUCCAGAGGUCACACAGUCUGAGCAGGGUCAGAAACAAAAACUACAGAUCAUCUUAACAGUCAUCAAUAGAAUUCUACAUCAGAGCCCGCCCUGGACCCAGAGUAAAUGGAGUGUAGAUAGUGUUCACUCAAAAAACCUGGUGGCCAUACUUCAUCUUCUGGUUGCCUUGGCGAGACAUUUCAGAGCACCAAUUAGAUUGCCAGAAAAUGUUUCUGUGAAUUUAGUUGUUGUCACUAAAAGAGAUGGAAUGUUACAGCCUCGUAGAGUUGCUGAGGACAUCACAACUGUUAAUGAAGAUAUAGGAGCUAGAUUUGAGAGAGAUGCCUUUGACACACUGUUUGAUCACGCUCCAGAUAAACUGAAUCUCGUCAAAAAGACUUUGGUGACUUUUGUGAACAAACAAUUAAUGAAAAUUAAUUUAGAGGUCACCGAUAUUGAAUCUCAGUUUCAUGAUGGCGUCCACCUGGUUCUGUUAACUGUGUUAUUUUUGUUUACAGUUUCACGAUGGCGUCCACCUGGUUCUCAUAACUGUUUUCACGACGGCGUCCACCUGGUCCUGUUAAUGGGGCUCCUUGAAGGGUACUUUGUUCCUCUGUACGACUUUCAUCUCACACCGGUUGACUUUGAUCAAAAG
Molecule: messenger RNA, 1057 nt
Organism: Saccostrea cuccullata (small rock oyster)
Lineage: Eukaryota; Metazoa; Mollusca; Bivalvia; Ostreida; Ostreidae
Product: beta-parvin-like
Exons: 12
Biological process (GO): establishment or maintenance of cell polarity; actin cytoskeleton organization; substrate adhesion-dependent cell spreading
Cellular component (GO): focal adhesion; actin cytoskeleton; cytoplasm
Molecular function (GO): actin binding
Source: RefSeq, a predicted model, not a curated record